Molecule: messenger RNA, 900 nt
Organism: Caenorhabditis remanei
Lineage: Eukaryota; Metazoa; Nematoda; Chromadorea; Rhabditida; Rhabditidae
Exons: 4
Coding region: 1-900 (299 amino acids)
Biological process (GO): innate immune response
Molecular function (GO): protein binding
Source: RefSeq, a predicted model, not a curated record
AUGGCGCCAAAAAUCGCCCUGCUUGGAAUGCCGGAAGAUGUGACAAGGAAGAUUUUGGGGUAUUUGGAUUUUUUGGCAAUCCUAAACCUCCAUAAAACCUGCCAUGACCUCCGUAACUUCAUUAACGAUCUCCGACCUCCCUCCCUGGUAUACGGUAUCAAGAUUGAAAUGCGACCUGAAGAAAUCUGUCUCACCCUGAACUUCGACCGAGUCUACCAUGAAUAUGAAGAAAUGAAAAACUACACCAUCCGUUAUACACCUUAUAUAAGUGGGGUGCUGAAGACAGUACUGCGGUAUUUUGAUCUACACUUUUUGUAUCCAAAGCAUGAGAAGAAACGGAAGACUUUCAAGGUGUUCGAGGCGAUUCGAAACUCACAGCAGACUGAAAUCAAGGAGUACACACUGAAAUGCAAAAACGUCGAGAUGACAUGCCAAGGGGAGCACGAAGUUUUAGAGAUUGUCCCAUUUUUUGACCCCAAAGCACUAGAAGUCUUGAAAAUUGACGUCGGGAAACAGAAAGCAAGGUUGGAGCUGCAGGAAUUGAUCUACCUGGAGCAGUGGGAGAAUUCUAAGGAGGUGGUGCUAACUGGGUGCACCUCCGUGCCGAAGAGGUUUCAGAAUUUUGAAAAAGUUGAGAUUUCUAUCCACGUUUUGACGCAAGAUGAUGUUUUUGGAUUUAAAGAAAUCCUUCUCCAACACCCCACCCAGUACCUCAUCCACCUUCACUUCCAACACUACUACUCUGAAAACGAACUGCUGGAAAUGAUGGGCGCCCCGGUUUUUGAAACCGAUGUGUUUGAGUCAAGGAAAUGGAAAGUUUGGUGGUUACGAGCAGCAGAGGAGAAAGUUGUGAAGCUGGAGUUGCAUGAGGAUUCGCUGAUGAUGACAAAGAUGAAAUAG